This is a messenger RNA of Vitrella brassicaformis, 950 nucleotides long. Lineage: Eukaryota; Vitrellaceae. The record is from the annotation of a GenBank genome assembly.
CAUGAAUGCCGCAAGGCUGCCCAAACCUGAUGACGAUGAGGUGAACCGUCCAUCCAUCCACACGCAUACCAUCACACCACCGCUCAUUCUCUCAUCUCUUUCUCUGGUUAUGCAGGAGACUGAGCCUCAAGAUCACGCCGCCCAUAACAAAUGUCAGCGAGGUGCGCAAGGUCAGCGAGGUACGCACACACACACACACACACAGAUGGACGGAUGGGAUGAAUGGAUGGGUGUGGUGGAUGUUGUGGUGUGGUGUACAUGUGUGGUGUGUGGUGUGUGCGAAGGUCGGGGCCAUUCUGCAUCAGGGCAUGAGCCUCUUGCCUAACUGGCGUCAACCUGACGCCCAACAAGCAGCUAACAAGGCCGUGGCGGUCGACUCAACCAUCCAGGGCAACUCGCAGACAGUAAGUACACACACUCACACAGACAGACGGGAGGGUGGGGAUGGAUGGAGGGAUGGAUGGAUGGGCCCAUCCGGCCAUGUCAUUGGUGUGUGGUGCGCAAUUUUCGAUUCAGAUGGAGUUCAAGCACAACCUGGUGCUGCGCGGUGCCUACCUGGAGCAGGAGGCCAACCCUCCCUUACUACAUGAACGUAGCCUUCAAGAAGGCGCUGGUGAGUCACUGUGGUGAGUCGGUGACCCACACCAACCACACAUGUACACGGAGAUGAACCACACACGCAUUUGACGGAUGCGCAGCGCUGCCACCUCAAACUGAGAGGCUCUGUUCAACGGCAACCUUGUACACGUCGGUUACAUAUUUGUAUGGCGUGAGGCCCUCCAGCCAGACACAGACCAUAUCUCGGAAAUCCCUACGCUACAGAUUUCCGUCUUGGUGAGAGGACCUCACAUGCCGAGUUUCAGGCCGAUUGGCCAAGAAGCCGCAGAGUUGUUUGCGAUUUGGUGCCGAUGGACAUAAGAAACGUCACGUCGACCUAAGGAAAAGUCUAC